Knipowitschia caucasica is the source of this 252-nucleotide messenger RNA. The record is from the annotation of a GenBank genome assembly. Lineage: Eukaryota; Metazoa; Chordata; Actinopteri; Gobiiformes; Gobiidae.
AUGAGAGGCAGCGGACUUGGAUUAGGCGAGGGAGGGGGGCAACUGGGGCGGGUGGAGGACCGUGAGGAGGCCAUGGAGUCGGUGUCUGGGUUGGUUGGAUAUGGGGGGAAUAUUAAUCCUGUGUCAGUGAAGGAUGAGAGCGCACGGAGUAACCCCUUUAGAGAGCUGGGGUCAGCCGAUAACCUCAGGGAUCCACAAAGACCACUAACAGAAAUCUGGGGUUUAGGAGAGCACAACUUUGGUACCGUCUAA